Molecule: messenger RNA, 1401 nt
Organism: Cryptomeria japonica (Japanese cedar)
Lineage: Eukaryota; Viridiplantae; Streptophyta; Pinopsida; Cupressales; Cupressaceae
Product: GRAS family protein RAM1-like
Exons: 1
Coding region: 1-1401 (466 amino acids)
Biological process (GO): regulation of DNA-templated transcription
Cellular component (GO): nucleus
Molecular function (GO): DNA-binding transcription factor activity; sequence-specific DNA binding
Source: RefSeq, a predicted model, not a curated record
AUGAACAAUAAAAUUUUGUUUGCCGAGUUUGGAAAAUUUUCCUCACGGCCCAAUUUUCAGAUCUGUCAUGAGUUCUCCUUGACCACAGGCAAAUGUGGGCAUGAGAGUGCCUUGUCGUCAGAAGAAAUCAUCAAAGCGGCGGGCGCUCUGUACAUGCAUGCGUGUGGUGAGGAGGGCCUCAAUCUGGACUACACUGUCUCCGUUCCUGUGCUGUCCAGAGAAGAGCAGAACGGGCUUGAUUUGAUUCAUUUUCUUUUGGGCUUGGCCGAGUUAGUCGAUAAGCAGCGGUAUGAAGAAGGGUCCAGGAUGCUAAGCGAAUGCAAGAAAUUCUCUUCCCAGAUGGGGAGCCCCAUAGAGAGGCUCUGCUAUUAUUGUUUCGAAGCUCUCCAAGAUAGAAUAGAAUGGCAUACCUGCAGUGACCCAAAUAAGGGGAAACCAAUAAUCACUGAUUUUUCCAACAAUUGGAGAAGUGAUAAUGGGAAAAGUGGAAUUUAUUCUCUAGGCGCUCUCUGUACUAGGGCACUUCCAUAUGCCCAAAUCCUACAAUUCACGACCGUCCAGGCUAUCCUUGAUGGCGUGGGGCAUGGAGACAGAAUUCAUGUGAUUGAUCUGGGAAUUCUAACUGGGUCCCAAUGGACAGCACUGAUUCAGUCCCUUGCUCUAAGAUUUUCUUCCUCUUCUUCUUCAGUUAAGCAUCUCAAGAUCACAGCUGUUGGAGUGAACUCCGAUGAGCUAGAAGAGAGUGGAAAAAGGCUUACAGAGUUUGCUAAAGCUAUGGCCAUCAGCUUUUCAUACUGUUCAGUCAAGAUCUCAAGGUUGGACGAUAUCGACGAAGGUUUGUUCAAAGUUAAAGCUGGUGAGUUCGUGGCAGUGAAUGCUCCCAAUGUUUUCAGAAGUUUGUUAUAUGAUCCUAGUCUUCUCGGAAAGACUGUUAAUGUAAUCAAGAAUUUAAUCCCCGACAUUUUAGUGGUUUCCGAAGUAGAAGCUCAGCAUAAUUCCCCCUCUUUUGCGGAUCGCUUCCUUGAGGUGCUUUUCUAUUACAGCGCUCACUUUGAUUGUUUGGAGGCUAUGCUGCCGGAUAGAAAUGACUUGAAAAGGGUCAAUUUUGAAGAAGUCUGUUAUGGGAGUCAAAUAAGAAAUAUGAUAGCCUACGAAGGGGGGUACAGGAGGGUGAGACACGUUAAAAUGGAUAAGUGGAGAUCCUUUUUCCAACAGGCGGGAUUUAAAGAAAUGGAUUUCAGCUAUCGGGCUUUGUAUCAGGCAGGACUAUUGCUUAAGCAAUAUGAUAAUGCGGAACGUUUUACUAUAGAGUCGAAUGGAUCUGCUAUAACUAUAGGGUGGAAAGGAGCUCAGUUGCAUACACUGUCUUUAUGGUCUUUUAACAAAAGCCACAAUGGUUAG